CGUCUCCUCUAUGCCUCUCACUCUCUUCUCUCAUGCCGUUCGUCGAGCUGAUGCCAUCGUUCACACCUCACGCGCAGGCUGCAGUGAACCCCUUCUUCUCCCCCCCGGAGAAGUAAUGAAUGAGGGCGCAUGAGGGGUGAAGGAGUGUUGGGAGGGAGAUGAACACAAACAGAAGCAUGACAAACGAAUAUGGUACGUUGCUCCCGGACCCCCGCCGCUGACAGCGUUAACAUACUCUUGUUUCCUUUUAGGUGUGUGACGAUGGCGUGAACCACGUAGACACCAUCAGUCUUCCCUCCCUGGCUUGGUCGUCUUCUACUUGUGCUUGCUGGUGUCGGAGCGGCAGCAGAGGCGUCAGCUGCAUCGUCAGCAGCGUGCGGCAGCGGGGGUUUCUCGCAGCUUCGGGGGGGGAAGAGCCGAUAACGUUCAGGAGGGAGUUUUCGCCCAACGUUGCCUACGGGAGUGGGGGCUAAGUCAGCCUGGUGGGGGUUCGUCUGUCCUUCUCCAGGAUGAAGCUGUGCUCUAGCACCAGGUAGAACAAUCGGUAACCCCGCAGGCAUGAUUUAGGCGGUCUCUUUCGGGACAGUAACACCCGUCAGCACCUCGUGGUCGACCCCUAUGAACACAUGAGAGGGAAGGAACACAGACAAACCAUGAAAAAGAUAUACAUUGGCAAAACCGCCUCAAAAGUCCCCCGAAACGGCGGCAAACAUCUGAAAAAGAGCUCAUUGCUGGUGCAGAAAGAAGACCUGCGGAAGCGACUUUCCUACACCACACACAAGCUGGAGCUGCUGCAGAGCGAGUUUGACGCCACGCGGCAGUACCUGGAGACCGAGCUGCGCCGCGCUCAGGAAGAGCUGGAUAAGUUUACCGAUAAGCUGCGCAGGAUUCAAAGCAGCUACUCCGCACUGCAGAGGAUCAACCAAGAUCUAGAAGAGAAGAUUCACCGAGAUUCGCAGCACCAUGACGACGAAAAGCGGGCGCUGAGCAGAGAGAUCAUCGUCCUCAACAACCACCUGAUGGAGGCCAAGCUCACCAUCGACAAGCUCCAAGAGGACAAUGAUGUCUACAGGAAGGAUUGCAACCUGGCCGCUCAGCUUCUCCAAUGCAACAAGUCCCUGUACAGGGCCCAACUCGACGAGCUACCUACCGACUUUCAGGAGCGACUGACUAUGCACAUGGAAGAGCCUCCGGUCUGCCGCACAUACUCGGACUCCGUGCCGGCCUCGCUCAUCGGGCAGGUGCUCGAGAAGCCCGACGAGGCGUGCAGCAGCAGCCAAGCCUCGCGCUCCCCCAGCCCUCAUACGCCGGACCACGCUUUCGUUCUGGAAACGUUGGCCCAAGGUGGGGAGCGCCUCGGUCUGCGCGCGGCCUACAAGUCCGACUUGUACAGCAGCGACACGGCCCUUUACUGCCCCGACGACCGGCACCGGGAGCGCAGGCCCAGCAUGGACCUUCACGGUCAGAGGAAGCUCCUCUACGAGCCGCAGAAUUCCACCGACAGCAACCCGGAGGAUUGCCCCGUGGGCUUGAGACCCUCUUUUACCCAGGAGCACUUUGCUGAGUUCCCCCCCUUGGGGGUGGGCUCCAGCUCCUACUCCAGCUUCAGCGGAGGGGGCUCGGAAGACAAAGCCAACGGCCCGCCGAGCAGCGCCGCUUCCUCCCCGCGCCAACACACCCUCUACAUGGAUUGGAGGGAUGCCGGGGACUACGAGAGGAAGAGCGACUCAUCCUGGGACAGGGAUAGUCCCAGAGGGUUCAGUAACAAUCAUCCCUUCCAGCAGAUGGAGAUGAUCCACCAGCAGAACAGCAGCUCGCCCGUGUACAGCCGCACCAUGUCCUCCUGUUUCAGCGAGCCCUACGAGCCCCUGCCUCAAUCGUCUUCCCCGAGCGUCGCCUACGGUGACAGUCGCCGAGGAAGCACCCUGGCCCCCGAGGAGGAGGAGGAGGAGCUGAUCGGAAGAUGGCGGCAGCUCAGCGCCGAAGACUUGAGCUCGCACUCUUACCGCAGUCCCGGCCGCGCUUCGCCGUACAGCUUCUCCGAGCAGCACUUCUCCGUGAGGCCGGCCAAGAUACGUCUGGGCCCGCUCUACAGCAGCUUCCAGGAAGGGGCCGACUACUACGAGCAGCAGGGAGCCGGCGAGAUGCAGGAUCCGGUGUGGGUGGCUGCGAGUCCGGAGUGCAGCCCGGUGCUCCGCCAGGCUCACAGCCAAGCCCGCUUGUACGAGGACAGCCAAGGCUCCGAGCACAGCCUCUACCACUCGGGCAGCUCCAAAGACCGAGAGGGCAAUGAGGCAGCCGGAGGCCAAAGUGCCGAUUAUGGGGAGCAAAGUCCCAACAGCUCCACCGAAUCCCUCAACCGCCGGUCCAUGGAGAUGGCGGCGGACCUUCAGCACUACCAGGCGGAGAUGCACAACCUGUCCGCCCAGGUGAGCCCGUCGUCGCCGCCAACGGCCCCACCGCCUCCGCCACCGUACCACCAAAAAUUUGCCUCUCUGGGACUUUCCCGGAAAGACAGCCUAACCAAGGCACAGUUGUACGGAACACUCCUCAACUGACGGACCUCGAGGGGAAAAACGGGAAUAGAAGCCACAGAAGUGUGUGUUGUGAACGUGACUGGUGAUGACUGGAAAGUGAGAGGCCUCUCUACAUCGUAAGAAUGUGUGCAGCGGUACCUUGACUUACAGGAUUUUUUUGAAGAAUUCAGUCGAUUUUUCACAUUGCGAGCCAAAAUUUAAAUAGCAUCGAGCUUCACAUACGCCGCCGCCGCUCGAAUUAAAUAUCGAGGAUGACACUCAUUACACUUUCAGUCGUUUAUUGAAUGGGACAGGGUCAAAAACAGACAUACAAAAUGAAAACACUCACAAGGAGCAUGAAGAAGCUCUUAAUGUCACCCAGUACAACUUUUAAAGGAACACGUCAACAUGCGACUACUACAAUGUGCGUGUGCCUUUUGGUUAUUUACACUUUAUGAAACCAUCUCACCUCUUUACAUUCUCUUUCCUUAUGUCUUAUGUUUUUAAAUAUUGCAGUACAUUUGUUUCUAAUUAAAACAGGUGUUUUUUGUGGCGCUGGAACGGAAUAAUGUCAUUUCAAUGGUGGUCACUGAAUCAAACCUGUAAAUCAAGGUACCACUGUAUUUAUUGUAUAUUUAUUGAGUAGAAAAUGACAGAUAUUUUUUUGUAUGUAGCUAUUCAAAUGACAAUUUUAGUCAACCUGAAACUUGUACAUACACAAAGUAAAAAACGGCCAACACUAUCUAUUAAAACAAACGCACCCUGAACUUGACGCCUGUAUAAACAGCAUUGGCCUUGUGUACCAGUCACGGUUAAUUAACAGUGACAAAUUAGCUCCGUUUUUUUUUCCUUUGAUUGAGUUUGACAGUCUCGGUUGGUGUUUUAUAUUGUUAUUACUGGAAUGUUUUGACACGUGAACAUCUGUCUUGGCAGUUUGUUUUAGUUCCUCUCUUCAUAUACGGACACAAAAUUCCUGCAACUCCAAAGCGCACCCCCUUGCCCCCUUUCGACCUCUGAUUUGGACACCGACACCUUCAUCAGGACGAUAUAACCUUUGUUCCUUUGAUUCACCACGCAUGAUUAGAUAUUUUCGGUUGUUUUGUUGGAUCAAUAAAAGCACAAAGUAUG
This is a messenger RNA of Hippocampus comes (tiger tail seahorse), 3644 nucleotides long. Its product is annotated as brain-enriched guanylate kinase-associated protein. The record is from RefSeq and is a predicted model, not a curated record. The transcript is spliced from 8 exons. Gene Ontology annotation, cellular component: synapse. Lineage: Eukaryota; Metazoa; Chordata; Actinopteri; Syngnathiformes; Syngnathidae. The coding region runs from base 627 to 2558 and encodes 643 amino acids.